GGCCUGGCGGUAACCUUGGGGACUUCAGUGCCGCCGCCGCUGCCGGGGUGGACUUUGCGAGUCUGAACUUCAGUAGGGCUAGGCUUGUGAGCUGCCGGGAGCCGCCGGGGUUGCGGAGGAGGACGUGGAGGCCGGUAGCGGGCAGGCAUCCGGGCACAGGGCCUCCCCACCGACAUGUCUCUAGUGGCGGAAGCCUUCGUCUCCCAGAUCGCAGCUACAGAACCUUGGCCUGAAAAUGCUACAUUAUAUCAGCAAUUGAAAGGGGAGCAAAUUUUACUUUCUGACAAUGCAGCUUCUCUUGCUGUGCAGUGAAUCUAUCCUUCCAACAUUCUACAACAAGAAUUACAUUAUACCAUUAUACCAGAGUACUUCUGCAGUGUGAAAUAGAUUGGUUUGGAAAAUGAACCUGGCUUUGCUAUAAAUUACAUUCACAGGCCUUUUUGCAAAUGUGUAAUCUGCCUGUCAAAGUAGUUUGUAGGGCAAAUGCAGAAUAUAUGUCUCCUUCUGGUAAAGUACCUUUUAUUCAUGUGGGAAAUCAAGUAGUGUCAGAACUUGGUCCAAUAGUCCAAUUCGUUAAAGCCAAGGGACAUUCUCUUAGUGAUGGGCUGGAUGAAGUCCAAAAAGCAGAAAUGAAAGCUUACAUGGAAUUAGUCAACAAUAUGCUGUUGACUGCAGAGUUGUAUCUUCAGUGGUGUGAUGAAGCUACAGUAGGGGAGAUUACUCACACUAGAUAUGGAUCUCCUUACCCUUGGCCUCUGAAUCAUAUUUUGGCCUAUCAGAAACAGUGGGAAGUGAAACGUAAGAUGAAGGCUAUCGGAUGGGGUAAAAAGACUCUGGAUCAGGUCUUAGAAGAUGUAGACCAGUGCUGUCAAGCGCUCUCUCAAAGACUGGGAACACAACCGUAUUUCUUCAAUAAGCAGCCUACUGAACUUGAUGCACUGGUAUUUGGCCAUCUCUACACCAUUCUUACCACACAAUUGACCAAUGAUGAACUUUCUGAGAAGGUGAAAAACUAUAGCAACCUCCUUGCUUUCUGUAGAAGAAUUGAACAGCACUAUUUUGAAGAUCGUGGUAAAGGCAGAUUGUCUUAGAGUUAGUUACUUUCUAAUUUAGUUAUUAUUUUUAAAAGUCUAACUUUUAAAAGUAUAUGUUACUUGAAUGUUAAAAUAGAUAUUGUUAUAAUUUAAAAACCAAAUCACUGUUUUUCAAACCUCAAAACAAAUUAUAUCCUAUAUAUGUACUUUAUAUUGUUAUCUGUGUACACAUUAAAAUAAUUCUGGAUUAUUUUAUAAUUCUGGAUAUGUUGUAUUCUGUAUCUUGAAUUUUUUGUUUCCUCGAACCAUUCUUGCAUAUAAAAAUAAAGCUUAAACAACUAUAUGGAUAUUAUAUUUA
Carlito syrichta (Philippine tarsier) is the source of this 1392-nucleotide messenger RNA. It is a transcript of the gene MTX2, whose product is annotated as metaxin 2. Gene Ontology annotation, cellular component: SAM complex. The record is from RefSeq and is a predicted model, not a curated record. Bases 447 to 1091 code for a protein of 214 amino acids. Gene Ontology annotation, biological process: mitochondrion organization. Lineage: Eukaryota; Metazoa; Chordata; Mammalia; Primates; Tarsiidae. The transcript has 11 exons.